CCUGGGCAGGACGCGACCCGGCGGAGGGCAGAGCUGGGAGAGGACCUGGGGAGGGCGAGCGAGCGAGCGAGGCGAGAACCAGCAGAAUCGCUAGUUUCUCUCCAGCGAGAAAACUUUCCCUGGAACACCGGAAACUUUUUCCGGAGCGCUCAGAGUCCGAGACGGAGGCGAGCGGUGGGUGUGCGCGGCUCGGCUCGGGUGACUCACGCCGGGGACCCCAACAAGGGGGGGUUGGCCCAGUAGGGUUUUAAGACACCCCAGCAGCGGCAGUGUUGAGAGAAGCCUUUCCUGUGGGUGGCCAGAAGCUUCUGGUCCUCAAGACACAGCUCCAUCCUCACCUGGACUUAUGACCCGCGGCCUCGCUCCCCUCCUGCCCAUUGAGUUCCACAAGAUGGGCUCCUUCCGCAGGCCUAGACCACGCUUUAUGAGCUCCCCCGUGCUUAGCGAGCUGCCCCGCUUCCAGGCUGCCCGGCAGGCUCUGCAGCUAAGUUCCAACUCUGCCUGGAACAGUGUGCAGACGGCCGUGAUCAACGUUUUCAAAGGGGGCGGCUUGCAGAGCAAUGAGCUGUAUGCACUGAACGAAAGCAUCAGGCGGCUGCUGAAGAGUGAACUUGGCUCAUUCAUUACUGACUACUUCCAGAACCAGCUUCUUGCAAAAGGGCUGUCCUUUGUGGAGGAGAAGAUCAAGCAGUGUGAAGGUGACAAUCGUAUUGAGGUUCUGGCUGAAGUCUGGGACCACUUCUUCACCGAGACUCUCCCUACCCUGCAGGCAAUAUUUUAUCCGGUUCAGGGACAGGAGCUGACCAUCCGCCAGAUCUCCCUGCUGGGCUUCCGGGACCUGGUCUUGCUGAAAGUAAAGCUGGGUGACGUGCUGCUGUUGGCACAGUCCAAGUUGCCUUCUUCUAUUACACAAAUGCUGCUCAUUCUGCAGAGUGUUCACGAGCCCACAGGCCCAAGUGAGGGCUAUUUGCAGCUGGAGGAGCUGGUGAAGCAAGUGGUGUCUCCCUUUCUCAGCAUCAGCGGGGACCGCAGCUGCUCAGGCCCCACGUACUCACUGGCCAGGAGGCAUUCCAGGGUCCGGCCCAAGGUGACCGUCCUGAACUAUGCCUCGCUGAUGACCACGGUUGGCCGGCCACUGAAUGAGAUGGUCUUGACCCCUCUAACAGAACAGGAAGGGGAGGCGUACCUGGAGAAGUGUGGCAGUGUCCGGCGACACACAGUGGCCAACGCCCACUCGGACAUCCAGCUGCUGGCGAUGGCCACCAUGAUGCACUCAGGGCUGGGGGAGGAGGCUGGCAGUGAGGACAAACACCUUCUCCUGCCACCCAGCUUCCCCCCACCACACCGCCAGUGCUCCAGUGAACCCAGCAUCCUCGACAGCCCGGAUGAACUGGAACUAGAAGAUGUGGCGAGUGGCAGCCAGGAGGACUCAGAGCUGAACUGUGCUUCCCUCGGCUGAGCCGCCACCUCCAGGGACCUGUUCCUACUUUGUAGCUAGGAUGAGGACACCUCUCCUCCUCCAUGGAUCACCAGGGGCUCCUGCAUUGCGCAAUAUUGCCUUAUUUCCCGUAGGGCACGAGCCAAGUCUUCAUGCCUUUGGGAAACACCUGUCGACCUCCCCACUCUGGUGUCAGUGACCGGCUCCUCUCCUCAUACCACUAUAUACCUGACUUCCAGCCUUGCCUGAUUCACCUGGAUCCUCAUCUCUGGGCCUUCCCUGUCCUAUUGGACUGGCUGAUGCUCCUGGCGUUGUAGCAGAAGGUUGGACGACUCAUGAGCAUCUGAAAUGUGCCGGCCUCUGCGGUUCCCGUUAUGAUCUUAGGAGGCAGAAGCCAAUGGGUGGAAAGAACAGUAGAGGUUCUGUGUAGCAUGGAAGUCAGCCGCAGCCCAUAUCACACCUGGUCCUGGGAAUGUGCCCUCAUCACUUUAAUUGCAGAGUUACUGGGAAAUCAUUGUCCUACUCCGUGGGUGAGGGUCCAUUCUUAAUGUAUGUUCCGAUGUCAUGUGCUGUCUAUAUCAUGAGCUUUGGCCUAGGAGAACCUACCAAGCUGGCAGAGUCAUGUCUUACGUUGCACCUCUCAGCACGUCCUUCUCAGGCUUCCUCCCAGACACAGGGAGUGAACCUUCUCAUUCACUGGUGCCUCACUCUCACUCCAGUUUCAGGAGCCAACCCCUUUUCUGUUGUGUAUAUGAGAGGCUGGCUGAUAGCAACUGACCUAGACUGUACCUGGAUUUCACUUGAAUUUAUAAAAUGUGUAUUGCUCAAAAAAAAAAAAAAAAAGGUUUGCAAAUAUUUGCACAUAGGAUCUUGCACUGUUCAUUUCCAGUUGAGUGUGUUUGCAGACUUAAACACAAGUGGACCCCUUCAAAAGGCGAUGGCUUAGCUCCGAACAAAAGGAUCAGUGGUGGGCAGGACUCACAUACCUCGGAGCUCUGGAGGAGCCAGCACUAUGUCUGGAAUGGCCUGUGUUGUAAGUGUCUUGGCCUCUAGGGAAGGUUUGUGCUGGGCUCAGGAGACUGCCUCUUGAGCAGGGGAGUGUUGUGGCUGGACUGUGUCUGCUUUACAGUAGACAGAGAGGGACGAGGGCAUGUUUUAUUUGGAGGGAUGUUUAAUCCAUGACAUUACAGAAGUACCCAGAAGUGUCUGGGAUCCCUAUCACAUCUGUCUCAUGUUGUUAUUUGAAGCAGCAGACUUUAUUACUAUG
Molecule: messenger RNA, 2705 nt
Organism: Mus pahari (shrew mouse)
Lineage: Eukaryota; Metazoa; Chordata; Mammalia; Rodentia; Muridae
Gene: Prr5l
Product: proline rich 5 like
Exons: 9
Coding region: 347-1459 (370 amino acids)
Biological process (GO): TORC2 signaling
Cellular component (GO): TORC2 complex
Source: RefSeq, a predicted model, not a curated record